GCCCGUGACGCUAGGUGCUGAUGUAGCGCGACGUAUCAGUGAGUGCGUCCCAGUGCGUGUGGUGGAACCACGAGCGUGGUGUGCCUUCCGGCGUGUACAGUAUACCUUGCCUGACUAUUUCGGCUUUCAGUCAUGGAUAACAGCACUAUCAUCGAAGGCACCGUUAAGUUCCGCGACGGGAAGAAGUGGAAAUCCCGGUGGUGCGUAAUGAGGAAACUUUCACCAGUGGCAGACUGCCUACACCUGCAGCUGUAUCGGGACAGCAAAGAACGCUACAAGCAGGGACACACCAAAGCGUCGCUUUCCCUACAACACUUCCUCGCCAUCGAAACUGGUUUCACACUAGACAAGGAGUCCAACACAAUAGCCAUCAUCUGCCAGGACGUGACGGUCAUCCUGGCAUUCGACACCCGAGAGCGGCAAAUGCAGUGGCAGGUGAAGAUAUCAAACAAUCUGGGCGAAGACGUCCAGUUCCUGAUCCAGAUAACGUCGGCUCCUCCGCGCGCUAAGAUAGCUGCUGGACCAGCGCGGCUGCACGUGAAGGAGCAGCGCUUCUGCCUCACCUCCGGCGUACCACCCAGGCUGCUGGGCUUCUGGGACAUCAGCCAGCUCAGGCGCUAUGGCGUGGUGGAGGGCAGGUUCGUGUUUGAGGGUGGCUCCCGCUGCGGGAAAGGCGAGGGAGUGCACGUGUGCGUCACGGACCAGGGCGACGAGAUCACCAGGACCUUCCAGAUGGCAGCCCAGGGCAAGGUGGCAGUCAGGAGGCGACCCGUCACCAGGAACAUGUCCAUGAUGGACAGUCCCCGGCGACAGAUGCUACCCCGAACAUCAGAGGUGUCUUCCGUUCUGGCAACUCCGGCUCUGUCUGAUCUAUGCUCAGAUGACUUAUGCAGGUUGCACCGCGACGGCAGCUCCCCCUACUGGCUGUCCACCGAGUCUUCCGGCGGGGCGCGCAACUCGGACCUGGACAGCAAUUACGGCUGCGGCGACACGUCGUCGGUGAGCGACCACUACGACCAGUCGGCCAUGUCGGGCGGGGGCGGCUGGCACGGCUCCAGCGGGCCCGGCGGAGCUCUGGAGAGGUGCGUGAGCUGCAUGAGCAAGCUGGGCGCGCUGUCGCGCUCGUCGACGGCGGGCACGUGCACGCCGCUGACGCCGGGCCCGCCUGGAGCUGGAACGGCCGCGUGCUGGCUGCACGACGCCCAGCAGACACCCGCCGGCCAGCAGGGCCGCGACGCGCGCUCCAGCGCCGCCUCCCUGGCCUCCUCGCACGGCAGCGACGGCCCGCGCUCCUCGCAGGAGGCGCCCUGCUUCUGGUACGACCGUCCACGGCUGGGCACGCCGCCGCCAGUGCUGCCCCCCAAGAGCCCGGCGCGCGCCGCCCCCGCGGCGUCGCCCUCCCUGGCGCUGCCGGUGGGGCGUCCGACCGCCUGCCAGAACCCGGCCUGCGCAUGCGCGUGCACGCGGUUCGCCGCCGCCUACCGCCGCCUAACCUCUGCCGACUCCGCCACCUCGCCCUACGACAAUUACGACGUGCCCAAGCCGAUACUCGGGCAUCUAGCCGUCAAGGACCAGAUGAGCAACUUGAGACCAGCUGGACAAGCCGAUGUUCCUGACGGAUACUACGACACGCCAAGGAGUCUAAGGGAACACCUGACAACUCCCACCAUGGACGGUCAGUCCCCGUACGGAAAUUACGACGUCCCAGCGUCCGCGCGGCCGGUGCAGAGGCUCUGCGGCUGCGGGAUGAAGUACCCCAGAACUCCUGUGUCUGCGUCUGCGGACAGUCCAGUGGAGAGGCACUCCUGCCCCUGUCAGAGGAUGAUGGGCUGGGCCGAGAACCUGAUGACGCUGCCCUACUGCAAGCGCGGCAACGGCGUCGAGAAUACCACCAUGCCCAUCACCAAAGUGAGGCUCAGCGGCGAAGGCAAGAUGCCGGUCGUCAGCCCCAAUGGCGACAUAGCCAUCUACAACCCCAGCGACAGCGUCAAGAAGUUUGUGCGCAACGACUCCGCUCCGAGUCUGCCGCACCAGUUCCACCGCGACGGAAGCUCCUACGGACUGCCCGAGGAAAGGAGCGGCAUUGCUGCCGGCGUCACCCUCGAAGUGUCUAAAGUUAACUCUCUCGAUAGGAACAUGAAACCAAAAUUCAGGGAUUACGCCAACCUGGCCUUUUCAGAGUCUUUAGAGUACUACGAGAACGCCAGAGACGUGCUCAAUCGAGCAGGUAUGGGACAGCAAGUAACAGACUUGGUGGAUCAAGAUGUUUCCCCGUCCAUGCCACAGGAAAGGAUCAACGUAUGUGAUAAGUGCAGGCAUACGUGUCAGAACACUGAAGGUAAAUCUCCAGGACAGAGUGAUGAAGCUGAAAAUGCAGUUCCUCCUGCAGAAGACAGUAAUGCAGAAAAUGAGAAACUAGAUGCUGACUACGUUUCAAUGCAGUCAGUUGUGAAAGCUCUUUAUAGAGACACAGAAAAUACCGACCACGACACUGCCAAAAGUGAAGAACAUCUAGUAGCAACAGCUGCAACGAAUGAACAUCAAAUGAGUGGCGUGUCUCUUGUGGCGGCAAGUUCUCCACUAGGUAGCAGACAGACUGAGAAGUCUGCAAGUAGUCCCAACUUGGAAGAAGCAAAAAGCCUGCUCGAAGUGGCCGAUAUCUUGAAGCGACACGCGCCGCUAGACGAGCUGGACGCUUCCUCGCAAAUGGAGGACUCUAGAAAGCAGCAGUUCGCCAACAGGAAAAGGUCUAGUUCAGCCGAUGCCUCCAGAUUCAUUGAUGAUGUUGAAGAUGAACCCAGUUCCCUCGACGGCCCCGUGUCUCUCCCACAAGCUGGCAGCUGCGACAGUGUCAUUCAUUCUCAAGUGAUGGUCGCUGAUAACGUGGAGCCAGUGUCCAAUAAGGCAGUAGAAGUUCAGCAGGAGACGUCACCUCGUGUUCCAGAACCGAGCUCUGUCACCUCGACGUUACAUGCAACUGAAGCACGGAUCGCGUGCAUGCGACGGUCCUCGAGCGUUCCUAGCCACAGAGCAGCUUCCGCGGUGAGCGGCAACAACCGCGAUUCCUCCAGUUCCAAUGAUUCUGGCGUUUCCAUCGCGUCACUGAGGCACCGAGGAGGUGAUUUCGCCGAGUUUGAGCUGCCGUUGACCACCUCUAUGUCCGCGAGACGACACCAUAUGGCCAUGCGCAGCAGUGGGAGCCACCAGCACCAUCACCACCACUCACCCGUGUCGUCCGGAGUCAGCGGUGGGGGCAGAGGUUCACCUUGCCUGCAUUCUUCUCUGCCUCGCCGCUCCAAGUCUGUGGAUCCGCUCAGAGACAUCACCUUCCAGUUCACUGAGGUGUCAGACGACUCACAGCAGCAGCAGGCCAAAUGUUCCUCUGCUGAAGCUGAGGUGCCAGUCUGCCCAAAACGCAGAGGUUUCCAGAGCCCUGGCGGAGACAGCGCCAUCGUGGUGCCGUACCCAGACUCCCGCUCGACCAGCAGCGGCACCUCAGACAUGUCCGACUACAUCGAGACGCUCUCCUUGUCCUCGCACGGGUCUUCCGAUGUUCCUGAUUCGAUGAGGUUCGGGCGGCUGGCUGUGACGACACUGAAGCCACGUUCUGGAAAUGAAUAUCAGCUCAUUGACAGAUCUGCUCUUGAAGGUGGGCCCAACGUGAAGUAGGAGGACUACUGAAGCUUACUACAGGGGACACAGCCAGAGGCCGUAUCAGUUGACUGUUUCUACCGCUGUCUGUAAUAUGAUCACAUUCUGUAAAUAAAAGCUCAAGCAUUACAAGUGUAAAAAAGUGGAUGACAUCAAAAUUUGCCAUACUGUACAGAGUGAAAAUGGGCUCAAUUCCUACAAAAAUUUUAAAGCAACAUAUUUACCUUUCAGUAGUACAAAGGAAAUAUAUGUAACUAUAACACGUUUGAAUCUUAGGCACUCAGCUAUCACAAAGGUCUUCACUUCCGAUCUUUGCAACUUAGACAGAGAAACAAGACCAUGUGAAAGGAAACACAAUGUUACACAGUCGCCAGACAUCAGAUUAUUACUUAUAACAAAGGCGUGGAGAUAACAGAGUGUUUCCUUGACUUCCCUGCUUGCGACGUAACUUGCGUUUGAGACGUUCUCAAAGCACUGAAUUACGGACUGUAAGUAAAAGUCUGUAUGUUUUGAGCUUACUUGAUCGAUUCGUAAGGAAAAAUGUUUUAUCAGUAGGUACCCUUCCAGAUGUACCUUACGUACUCUGUACCAAAAAAACAAAUUUUCUAUUACUUUUGUAACAUAUAAGCUUUUCUACAGACUUGUAAAUUUGACUGAAAUUGCGGGACAUGUUACGUAUUUGAAAAAGAAUUUGUGACUGAUUAUAAAGACGGCCAGGUUUUGUAAAUAGUAUGGUACUGUGUGCGUAUGGUCAGAGACUUUCUGAAAUAUUUAUUCUGCUAGUCAGGUUCUGUGAUAGAGGAUUUUCAGGACGGUGUAGAGAGCAUUUAUGAAAGUAUUACACAUACGUUAAUUUUAAGUCACAGUUCUUGGAAUAAUUAUUUUUAAGAGUUGAAAUUAUUUGAUUAUUCUUUUGGCUUGUUAAGUUCUUAUUUAGAAUGUUCUGUGACUUAAACAUCUUAUCUGUGUAUGUAAUAUAAUUUACUUACCUUAAACGAGACACUGCUAUAUAUGUAAAGAGCACUGUAACAUAUUAAUUUGAAGAG
Molecule: messenger RNA, 4697 nt
Organism: Schistocerca piceifrons (Central American locust)
Lineage: Eukaryota; Metazoa; Arthropoda; Insecta; Orthoptera; Acrididae
Exons: 14
Coding region: 133-3669 (1178 amino acids)
Biological process (GO): neuromuscular junction development; positive regulation of protein tyrosine kinase activity
Molecular function (GO): protein kinase binding
Source: RefSeq, a predicted model, not a curated record